Messenger RNA from Exserohilum turcica Et28A, 1789 nucleotides. RefSeq lists its product as uncharacterized. NCBI's taxonomy places the organism in Eukaryota, Fungi, Ascomycota, Dothideomycetes, Pleosporales, Pleosporaceae. Gene Ontology annotation, cellular component: peroxisome; cytoplasm; mitochondrion. Bases 39 to 1754 code for a protein of 571 amino acids. The record is from RefSeq and is a predicted model, not a curated record. Gene Ontology annotation, biological process: hydrogen peroxide catabolic process; response to hydrogen peroxide. Gene Ontology annotation, molecular function: catalase activity; heme binding. The transcript has 2 exons.
AAACCGACCCUAUGAGGCACCCUCUUGAGGCCACUGCAAUGGCUAUUAAAGGAGCGGCUUCGGGCGAAGGUCGUGCCCCUCGUGCUUUUCACAUGCAGAGCUCAAAUGAAGGCCCAGCAGAUAUCAUUGCAAAGGUUGCUGGUGUUACUCAGGGUGGAAAGCGUGAGGACGAUGGCCCUUAUUUCACCAACAACGAGGGCAUUCCGUGGCCUGAUGCAGAGCACAGCAAGACCAUUGGCGGUAUCCCUGUUGCCAGCGAUGUAUUUCUUUUCCAAAAGCAGCAAACAUUCAACCGCUCCAAAAACCUUGAGCGCAUGGUACACCCUUGUGGAUCAGGCGCUUUUGGAUACUUUGAGACCACCAAGGACGUUACCGACCUCACCAAGGCAAACUUCCUGCAGACUGUGGGUGAGAAAACGCCCGUAUUCGUUCGAUUCAGUACCGUCACGCCUGGACGCGAGUAUCCUGACGAGGCUCGUAACCCCCGUGGUUUUGCGAUCAAGUUUUACACUGGCGAAGGCAACUACGAUAUUGUCGGCCUCAACUUCCCGGUCUUCUUCUGCCGCGAUCCUAUCCAGGGGCCGGACGUUAUCCGUUCGCAAUGGCGCAACCCAAAAAACUUCCUCUUCGACUACGAUGCCAUCUUUGAUUUGCUCGCUAACACCCCCGAGGGAAACCAUGCUGGUCUUAUGUUCUUCAGCGACCACGGUACGCCUCAAGGAUGGCGAUUCAAUCACGGCUAUGGAUGCCACACCUUCAAGUGGGUGAACAAGGACGGCCAGUUCGUGUACAUCAAAUAUCACUUUAUCGCCGAGCAUGGUCAGAAGCAAUUUACCCAGGAGCAAGCGACGCAAAUGUGCGGCGAGGACCCUGACUACUCUAAGCGCGACCUCUGGGAGACCAUUGAGAACGGUGAAGAGGUGGUCUGGAAGGCAUACGUACAGGUGUUGAGCCCUCAGGACGCUGAUCCCGACAAGCUUGGCUUCGAUCCCUUCGAUGUCACCAAGGUAUGGCCACGCAAGCAAUUCCCAAUGCAAGAGUUUGGUCGUUUGGUUCUCAACAAGAACCCCGAGAACUUUCAUCGCGACGUCGAGCAGGCGGCUUUCUCUCCCGGUAGCAUGGUUCCUGGUAUUGAAGACUCGCCUGACCCGCUUCUUCAGUUCCGGAUGUUUUUCUACCGUGAUGCGCAGUACCACCGUAUUGGCGUGAAUCUGCAUCAGAUUCCCGUCAACUGCCCGUUCAUGGCGAAGUCUUUUGCGUCGCUCAACUUCGAUGGCCAGAUGCGUGUCGAUGCAAACCAUGCUGGCAACAAGCAAUAUGCUCCGAACAGCUUUGCGCACAAGUUCCGACCAGACACAGCCGAGGCCCCAUAUCAGGUGAGCGACAACAUCAUGAGCCGGAAGAGCCAUUACUGGCACGAAGGCAAAAGAAAUGAAUACGACCAAGCCAAGGAGCUCUGGUCUCGCGUCAUGAGUGAGCAAGAGAGAAGGAACACGAUCAAGAACACUGCCAACAUGCUCAAAUUCGUGAGGUAUCCUGAGAUCCAAAAGAAGUAUCUCGCACAGGUCUACAACAUUGGUACUGAUCUCUCAAGGGGCAUUUACGAUCUCCUUCCGAAGCCUGAUUUUGAAUUCACAGAAGUUGAGGAGCUGUCCAAGACUGCGCAUGAGUGGUACAAGGAGAAGAAAUUCAGACCCAACGCUGGCGAGAGACUGACUGGGUUCUCUCCAUCUAUGUCGGUUUACAACUAUUGAGCUUAGCAUCACGUAUCCAAUCCUAGCAUAUGAAA